This is a messenger RNA of Psilocybe cubensis, 978 nucleotides long. RefSeq lists its product as uncharacterized. The record is from RefSeq and is a predicted model, not a curated record. The transcript has 4 exons. Gene Ontology annotation, biological process: regulation of DNA-templated transcription. NCBI's taxonomy places the organism in Eukaryota, Fungi, Basidiomycota, Agaricomycetes, Agaricales, Agrocybaceae. Bases 1 to 978 code for a protein of 325 amino acids. Gene Ontology annotation, molecular function: DNA-binding transcription factor activity; sequence-specific DNA binding.
AUGUCCAUGCAAAACCUAUAUCAAACCUCGUUACCCACAUACGCUGCGGUUGUGCACUCUCCGCAGUCCGACUCUGAUGCGUCUAGCGUCAACGUUGACAUCAGUUACCGGGAGAUGGACGCUUUUAUAAAUUACGACUACAACUCGGACUCCGAGAACCCAAAUCCAAGCGUUGGCCCGGAUAGAACCACGGAAUCAGAGCAGAAAGAGCGUCAAACAAACUCACCUCCAAGCGCCAACCCCCAUUCCAACUCCCAACGUCUCGACACAUGCAAUAGUUCGGUUCUUCAGCAACAGCUGCAUACCCCUUCAUAUACCCAUAAACCAUCACGACCUAAAUUUUUAUGGCCAAGUUACUUGACUCCUUGUCUACCAUAUCACAAUGUCGUUCCGUACCCGGGAUACGGUCCACCCAUCUACGUGCCACCUUCAAGAUACAUAUCUUCCUCGUCCUCCACAUCGGAUACUGCUGGCCUGCGGAAACGUAAAAGUUCAGGAAUAGGUUCUCGGAAUGCAAAAAAGGCGUCCACUCGGAAGCCUCGGAGGCGCGCACCUGUGAUUCGGAAGGCGAAAGCACCUAAGCAGAAUACCACGGGAGUGUUAACCCCGGCUCAGGUGGCGGCUUUGCCUUGCGAAGAGCACACGGAUAGUGUCGUCGCUCGGAUUCUGGGUCUAGCUCCCAAUACCCGUUUGGAGGAUGCGUGGCCACAGGAAAUGGACCCGUGGCGUUACAACAAAGUACAAGUACUGAUGCUCACAAUAUGUUGCUCCCCAGGACAUAGAGCAACGUUUGAAGAGAUUGAAACAUAUCUCAUCAGGAAGUACCCAGCACUUAAAACAACACUAUAUGGCAAAAAAUGGCGGGGGACGUUGCGUGGCCAUCUUUCUCAUCGACCUGAGUUCAGGCGAAUCUUGAGGCCAGAUGCACACGGUGAUUAUUGGACUAUUGACAUCACCAAGCUUUUGCCCGGACGGUAA